CUUCCCUGGAGGCUGCGGCCCCGGGGAAUGGGCGGGUAGAGGGUGUCCAGGGAGGAGGGUCGGGUCGGAGUGGGUUGACUACCGGGUCCGGAGGGUCCGAGCCAGGAGCGGAGCCUGCACGCUCCACCACCCGCCCUUCGGGAAAUAUCAGAACUGAGCCGAGAGGCAGGUGCACUGGGAAAAGGUGCCUGAGUCCUACUUGGCAGAAGAGAAAUUGAGUCACCAGCUCAGGAGCCGCAGGGUCAGCGGGCCUGAAGGGGGCUGGGUCUGCCUGUGGUGCAGAGGGUUGGGUCGGCCGGUGUGAGCUGAGGUGGCCUCUGCUUGGAGAUUGGUCUCUCUGCUGUGUCUGCACCUCUUGGCUCGGUUCCCCCGUGCUCCAUGACUCUUUCAUCUCCUGGCGUCUUCUCGUUGGUUUGGAAUUGUCCCUAUGGUUGGAGCCAUCUGAGUGUGUAGGGUCUAGGUCAAGGAGAAAGGGGAGGGGGCGCUGACCGCGGGUCUGAGCAGGAGUCUGGGGUUUGGGGAGAUUUGCCUGAACUGCUUUCACCCCAUUCUUGGUGCCAGUCAUCUCCCAGUAUAAUAUGGGGGAGGAACACUAACAGAAGAGCCAUGGGUUGUAAAUUCCAUGCCCAGCUCUGCCACUUGCUAGUUGUAAGACGUUGGGAAGGCUCUUCCUUUCGCUGAUUUCUCUUUGAGAAAAUUGGAACCCAUAAAGAUAGUAAUAACGGCAAGUCAUUUAUUGUGUGCUUACUUUGUGUCAAGCAGGGACAUGUUCUGUUUAAUUCUUCCAACAAUUUUAGGGGUUAGAGAUCAUUAGCUCUGUUUUAUAGAUACGAAAACUGAAGCUCGGAGAGGACAUGCAAUUUGUUCACGAUCACACAGCUAAUAGGUGGCAGAGAUGGAAUUUCAUCCUAAGCCUAACUCCAGAACCUGUGGCCUUAACCAUCAGGCUAACCAGCCUUUAGGGCACGCUCCCCUGUGAGAGAAGAGGGAGGUGAAAAAUCCAAGGCCCCAGCUUCCUGUUAUAUUUUAUUUACUUUGGGGCCAGCAGAGACUUGCCCGGACCCAACCCACAGUCUGUCCUCACCUGGUGCUGCUGCCUCUGGGCCCCCGCCUGGAGGAGCACCAAAGAAGUGGGCUCUGGGCAUUCCAAGCCUCCUUGACAACAGUGCUUGGGUGCUGGGCCCUGGGGUCGGCUUUCAAGACAGUUGUUUGAAUCGGUCAUCCAUCCAUCCUCCUUAAUGAGCAGCCUCCCUCCUCAGAGAUGGACCUCGGGGGUGCAUGAGGCAGGGUCUCUAAGCUCUGCAGGCCUAGCUCCCCUGAGAGCUGGGGCAGUGAGGGGCGGUGACUGAGGCUGGUGCAGUCAGGACUGUGCGGUGGGAAGAACAGUAGACUUGGAGUUCUGAAACUUUUUCUGAGCUUCGGGUUCCUCAUCUAUUACAGAGGUUGUUAAAACCUCUCGCAGGGAAAGGUAAGAACGGCACAUGGGAGGCACGUAAUAAAUAUUGAAGGAUGGUUUUAGAGAAGGGAGGUGACGUGGACGAGUACCUUUUAGAGGAAGGUGCUGCACAGCCGUCCACCACACCUGGAGCUGAAGCCAGGGAGAGUGGACUGGGGAGGCAGCAGAGUGGGUGCAGGCUAGACCUGGGAGUGGUGGGGCACGAGGAUCUGGGGAAGGGAAGGGUGGCAGCGUGGUGUUCAGCCCUGUUGCUCUGUUGAGGAGUCUAGACCAGAGGAGGGAGUCUGGCUCGGGGUGGGGCUCUGGCCCCGGUCCCACCUCAGCAGUGACUCGAUGUAUGUGCUUCUUCCUUCUGCAGCUGCUGCCGCUCACCCUGUGUCUUCUGGCUGCUUCCCUCUUUGCUGCCCCUCCCCACAGGCUCCCCCUCUCCACCUCCUGGGGGCCAUCAUGAAUGGUGCCCCUUCCCCGGAGGAUGGGACCUCGCCCUCCCCUCCCCCCUUGCCCCCACCCCCUCCCCCGAGUUGGCGGGAGUUCUGCGAGUCCCACGCCCGGGCGGCUGCCCUGGAUUUUGCCCGCCGUUUUCGCCUCUACCUGGCCUCCCACCCCCAAUACGCAGGGCCUGGGGCCGAGGCUGCCUUCUCCCGCCGUUUUGCUGAGCUCUUCCUGCAGCACUUUGAAGCCGAGGUGGCCCGGGCCUCCGGCUCCCUCUCGCCACCCAUCCUGGCUCCUCUGAGUCCUGGUGUGGAGAUCCCGCCACAGGACCUGUCCCUUGAGAGCUGCAGGGUGGGCGGGCCCCUGGCUGUGCUGGGCCCUUCUCGAUCAUCUGAGGACCUGGCCGGCCCCCUCCCUUCCUCAGUCUCUUCCUCUUCUACAACCUCCUCGAAGCCGAAGCUAAAGAAACGCUUCUCCCUCCGCUCAGUGGGUCGCUCGGUCCGUGGUUCAGUCCGCGGCAUCCUGCAGUGGCGGGGGACUGGUGACCCUCCCUCCCCAGCGGGGCCCCUAGAGACCUCAUCGGGCCCCCCAGUAUUAGGUGGAAACAGCAAUUCCAACUCCUCUGGCGGGGCUGGGACCAUUGGUAGGGGACUGGUUAGCGAUGGAACAUCCCCUGGGGACAGAUGGACUCACCGUUUUGAGAGGCUGAGACUCAGUCGGGGAGGGGGGACCUUGAAGGAUGGAGGAGGCGUGGUGCAGAGGGAAGAGCUGCUGAGUUUCAUGGGGGCUGAAGAGGCAGCCCCUGACCCAGCUGGAGUGGGCCGGGGAGGAGGGGCAGCGGGGCCUACCUCAGGGGGAGGAGGGCAACCUCAGUGGCAGAAGUGUCGCUUGCUGCUUCGAAGUGAAGGAGAAGGAGGAGGAGGAAGCCGUCUGGAGUUCUUUGUACCACCCAAGGCGUCUCGGCCUCGACUUAGCAUUCCCUGCUCUGCGAUCACCGACGUGCGGACAACCACAGCCCUGGAGAUGCCUGACCGGGAGAACACGUUUGUGGUUAAGGUGGAAGGCCCCUCGGAGUAUAUCCUGGAGACAGCUGAUGCUCUACACGUGAAGGCCUGGGUGUCUGACAUCCAAGAAUGCCUGAGCCCAGGACCCUGCCCUGCUACCAGUCCCCGCCCCAUGACCCUCCCCCUGGCCCCUGGGACCUCAUUCCUGACAAGGGAGAACACGGACAGCCUGGAGCUGCCCUGCCUGAAUCACUCGGAGAGUCUGCCCAGCCAGGGGCUGCUGCUGGGGCCCAGCGAGAGCAGCGACCGCCUUUCGCAGGGGGCAUAUGGGGGCCUCUCAGACCGCCCCUCGGCGUCCAUCUCCCCCAGUUCCGCCUCCAUUGCCGCCUCCCAUUUUGACUCAAUGGAACUGCUUCCCCCAGAGUUGCCCCCCCGUAUCCCCAUUGAAGAGGGACCCCCGGCAGGGACAGUUCAUCCCCUCUCGGCCCCCUACCCACCCCUGGACACUCCGGAAACAGCCACAGGUACCAGAGGGUCGUUACUGUUCCAGGGAGAGCCAGAGGGAGGUGAGGGGGAUCAGCCCCUCUCAGGGUAUCCUUGGUUCCACGGGAUGCUCUCUCGACUCAAGGCCGCCCAGUUAGUGCUGGCUGGAGGUACCGGCUCCCAUGGCGUUUUCCUGGUACGUCAGAGUGAAACGAGACGGGGUGAAUAUGUCCUCACUUUCAACUUCCAGGGCAAGGCCAAGCACCUGCGUCUCUCGCUGAAUGAGGAAGGUCAGUGCCGGGUUCAGCACCUGUGGUUCCAGUCCAUUUUUGAUAUGCUCGAGCAUUUCCGGAUGCACCCCAUCCCUCUGGAGUCCGGAGGCUCCAGUGACGUUGUCCUUGUCAGCUAUGUCGUGUCCUCCCAGCGACAGCAGGAACCGAGCACCUCCCAUGACCCACCCCAGCCCCCUGAACCCCCUUCAUGGACAGAUCCCCCACAUCCUGGGGCAGAAGAGGCGUCGGGGGCGCCAGAAGUGGCGGCAGCAACAGCCGCAGCAGCCAAAGAGAGGCAAGAGAAAGAGAAAGCGGGCAGUGGAGGGGUCCAGGAAGAGCUGGUCCCCGUGGUUGAGCUGGUCCCCGUGGUUGAAAUGGAAGAGGCCAUAGCACCAGGCACGGAGGCCCAGGGAGGCGCUGGAUCUGGUGGGGCCCCCGGGGUAACCCUGAUGCUGCAGCUCCAGCAGUUACCACUAGGGGGCGAUGGAGAAGAAGGGGGCCAUCCCAGAGCCAUAAAUAACCAGUACUCCUUCGUGUGAGAUACCCUACCCCACCCUUUCUCCACUCUUCUUGCUCCCCAGCCCUCAGUUCGUGGGAUUGGGGCUGGGCAGGGACAUAGAGGAGCAGUGGGAAUCCCCUCCCCACAUGCUUCGUGACCCUUGACGGCUAAGGGCAUACAUGUUGGUACAAAAAGGUUCAAGAGCCCUGCUAACUCCCCAGUUCAUACACUACAGGUGCCCCGUCCCCUGGGCAGGGGAUUCAGGCUCCAUUACCUCCCCAAGGGGCUCUUAUGGUCAGCCCCAUCCCUGGGGGCCAUUUCCCCAUUAACCACUCCUCAGCCCAAGGAAGGGUGAGGGGGAAGGGCUGUCAGUUAUAUUAAGGUGGUUGUUCUUGUUGUUUUAAACAAAAUGGAGAAGCAUAAAUAAAUAAAAGGGUUUAUCUCA
Molecule: messenger RNA, 4591 nt
Organism: Lagenorhynchus albirostris (white-beaked dolphin)
Lineage: Eukaryota; Metazoa; Chordata; Mammalia; Artiodactyla; Delphinidae
Gene: SH2B1
Product: SH2B adaptor protein 1
Exons: 8
Coding region: 1790-4186 (798 amino acids)
Biological process (GO): intracellular signal transduction
Cellular component (GO): plasma membrane
Molecular function (GO): transmembrane receptor protein tyrosine kinase adaptor activity
Source: RefSeq, a predicted model, not a curated record